CUACCAGUGAUGGACGAAACACCAAUUUUGCUGCAGGGGUGGCAGGUUCACGAACGCACCACCGCUCUGGUGCAGCACAGCAAAGCGACCCUUCGUACAGGGUUUUUGAUCCCUAUUGUAUGCUACCAGCUCCACAAGAUGGCAUGCCACUAGGCGAUCCUAAUCGUGACUUGUGGAUUAACAAAUUUCUGUGCGACCGGCUUCCACUUAAUCGACGCCUAACCGAAGACGAGUUGGGCACAUGCAAGGCCCUUCCGAAAUGUGGAACGCUGUCAUGUGAGAUGCGGCAGUUUGUAACUGAUGAAUUCAAUAAGAUUCUUACCACUCAGGAUCUAUACAACUACCGCCGAGACCGGGCGCGUCCUUGUGUGCCAGUCAGAGGAAGGUCACUAUACCCGCAUACGUUUCUCCCAAUGGCAGCAGAUAGCGUUGUUCCGACGCUUCUCAGAUGUAGUAAAUGUAGCCGAAACGCAUGCAACAACCGCCUUGGAUAUAAACAUUACACCGUCUUGAUAACGGACGGCAUGGGAACCAGGCUUUUGGUUAUGUAUGCAUUUGUAGAGAGUGAGCAGUUUGCCCCCAUGCGCAAACUGUUCGGCUUCUUCAAAGAAAUGAUAAGCGAAACUUAUCCAGUUAAGACCUUUGUUAUGGACACGUUGGCGGCGCAAAUCGGUGCGGCAAGUGUCGCGUUUGGCUGCGACAUUAUGCUUUGCUAUUUUUAUGUCCGCAAAGCCAUCGGGAAGCACGUUGUUCCUUCGACUGAUCCUCGGCAGCCUGUCAGCGAAAUUAUCAAGGAACAAACUAGCCCUAUAAAAUCCAGCAGAGCAGGACGUUUAGAGCGGUGGGCACAGUAUUCCAUACAGCAAUUCAUUUGGCCACCUGCUUCCUUGGAUACGGAAUUCCGGCCUUCAAUUGAAAGGUGGACUGUGAAGAUGGAGCCGCCCUCAGCCUCAGAAGUUUCUGAGUAUAUAUCUCCACUCAAACGUCGUCGUAGUCCUGGUCCUGGCGACCUUCCACCUGCUUUAUUCACGGAUGGCGGUGAAUUCCUCAAUCAGUGCCCAUCUAGCCUAUUUUUUCCUAUCUGGGUGAAUGAGAUCAGCCCAGAUAGCGUAUCUCUCACUCCAUGUCACACUGGACAGAUUGAACAAUUUAACAUCAAUGAAGUCAUUGAGCCGAAGAGAGUGCUGUUUUCUGUCCCCGAUUCAGAGUGGCAGAAGCAGAGAGGUGGCCAACUCUUGGUCUGGCAGAGGGGUGUUAAAGAGAUUACGGGACGUUCGGGCGCUGUUGGUGCUACUCGCCAUCCAGGAUGGGGACCGCGUGGUCCCCACUGCGCCUGGUUGGAGACGCUGCAAGAUAUGGCUGGUCAUGCCAGCAGAGCCAUCCUGUUACUGUGGCUUCUUCCGGACAUGUUCCACUUCCAGCAAUGGCACCUCAUGCUGUUGGGUGUUUGGGCCCUGGUUGUUUGUGUUUCCCGAUAUGCGAUGCAGCGACAUCAUCUGACGGACAUUCUGGCCGGUGUUCUGCUUGGUUUCUUGCAAUACCACUUUGUCAUCUUGAUUGAUUGGCCUGCAUUGCUCUAUACUUUGUGGUUCGGUCGGUAG
Messenger RNA from Opisthorchis viverrini, 1601 nucleotides. RefSeq lists its product as hypothetical. The annotation marks the transcript as partial. The transcript is spliced from 7 exons. Lineage: Eukaryota; Metazoa; Platyhelminthes; Trematoda; Opisthorchiida; Opisthorchiidae. The record is from RefSeq and is a predicted model, not a curated record.